AUGUUUUUUUAAAUUAUAAUAUAAUACGGGAAAUUUACGGGAAAAUACUAAUACGGGAGGACGGCGGGAAAGAGGGGUAAAAUACGGUAGUUUCCUGGCCAAAACGGGAGACUUGACAGUUGGUCUGAUUACUUUAUUCUGGGGAGCAGUAAGUAGGAUUUUAAGUGUUCGUUAUGGCGGUUGUGAACGAAGGGGCGCUUAAGAAGAUGCUUAAGCAAUAUAAGUAUCGAGACCUCACUGUUCGUGAAAUCACAAAUGUCAUAAUGCAAUAUAAAGACCUCAAACCACUGAUGGAUGCUUAUGUGUUCAAUGAUGGAUCAACAAGAGAGCUAAUGAGUUUAACAGGGACAGUCCCAGUAAGCUAUAGAGGAAAUGUGUACAAUAUCCCUGUGUGUCUUUGGCUGUUAGACACGUAUCCCUACAAUCCUCCUAUCUGUUUUGUAAAGCCGACAAGUGCGAUGAUGAUCAAGACUGGAAAACAUAUUGAUGCCAACGGCAAGAUCUACUUGCCCUACCUGCAUGAAUGGAAGCAUCCUCAGUCAGAUCUGUAUGGCCUAAUACAGGUGAUGAUUGUUGUUUUUGGCGAAGAGCCUCCAGUAUUCUCCCGGCCUACAACUCAACCCCCAUACCAGGCCUUCCAGGCCACUGGCCCACCAAAUCAGUCCUAUAUGCCUGGCAUGCCUGCAGUUUCAGCUUAUGGACCAAACCCAAAUCCAUGUGGUUACCCAGGCUAUUCUUAUCCUGGAGGAGCUACAUAUCCUUCCACAGGAGGUCCUACACAUUACCCUUCUCAGCCUCCAGUCACCACUGUGGGUCCAAGUCGUGAUGCCACCAUUGGGGAAGACACAAUCCGAGCAUCACUUAUCUCAGCGGUAAGUGAUAAGCUACGCUGGAGGAUGAAGGAGGAGAUGGAUCGAGCACAGGCAGAGCUGGAUGCACUUAAACGCACCGAGGAGGAUCUGAAGAAAGGCCACCAAAAGCUGGAGGAGAUGGUAUCUCGGCUAGAUCAAGAAGUGUCUGAGGUGGACAGAAAUAUUGAGCUCCUCAAGAAGAAAGAUGAAGAACUCACCGAGGCUCUUGAGAAGAUGGAAAAUCAGUCGGAGAACAAUGACAUUGAUGACAUUAUUGUCCCCACAGCACCACUAUAUAAGCAGAUCCUAAACUUGUACGCAGAGGAGAAUGCCAUCGAGGACACCAUCUUUUACCUCGGAGAGGCUCUCCGCCGAGGUGUCAUCGAUCUAGAGGUCUUUCUUAAGCAUGUGCGCCUGCUCUCCCGGAAACAGUUCCAGCUGCGGGCGCUUAUGCAGAAAGCUCGGAAGACCGCCGGACUCAGUGACCUCUACUGACCCAGCUGAGAUCAGAGCUAAAUUCUGUCUUUUCUUUUUCUUCAUUCCCUUUCCCCUUUCCUCUGUCAAUAUCUGUGAUUCUUAGCAACACCACUCAUUAAAUCAGACUGUUUUUCUUCCUAUUGGGUCACUCUGGGGAAGCACAAUCUGAUCUGUAAUAAGGAAAGAUCUGCUAUAAUAAGACUCAGCAGACUGGAAAAAAGACUGCAGCUUUAAAUCUAUGCUUAUGGGUUUCUGGUUCUUCUGCAUAAUUCAUAACUUAUUUCAAAUGAUAGGAAAAUACAGUGUAUAAAGUAUGUCUCUUAAAUCAGUUUUAUUUUUUUGUUUUAUUUUGUCUUAGGGGGUGAUUUCCCUCAUCUUUUCACACUCCAAAAAUGUAUUUAUUUGGUUAUGGGCUGAAUCUUUUUUUUUUUUUUUUUUUUUUGGGAUAGUCCCUCUUAUCAUUUCUCACAAAGCCUGAUCUGAUCAACGAGAGCCGGAUCACCACACACCCCCUCCAACAUGUGGGAACUCCACCAGUGUUGGGUUCUUAUUCACAGCCAUAUUGUGUACGGGGAGCCUUGCUAAGCACCAUGUGACCCCCCUUCCUUCCUCGCACAGGCUCCCGGACCAAUCCCAUAGAUUGCAAAUCGCAGAAGGAAAAGACCCCAUCCGACUUUCCCUCCCUCAAACGCAGUCAAUUGUGUUUGUGUGGACGCCCAGCCAGAGCGAGGGAUCUGCUGAUAUUCUUACAUUAAGCAGUGGUGUGCUAGCGUGUUAGACUACUGCUCCACCCUAGUGUUUAUUGGCAGAAGUUUUAGGCAGGACAGGACAGAACAAGCCGCAUAAUGUGGUGUUGAUUUGUGUGUUUCAGUUCUUUUAUUGAUUUAGACUAUAAACGUGUUUCCUCUUUGCUGCUAAUAUCACAGCUGAUGGUGAUGCAACUGUUAGUCAGGUGGCUGGUUUUAAAACAAACAUGCUAAAGCAUUUGACCUACUACCCUCAGUUUUAUUUACUGGUUUUUAAUGUAUGUACAGUAGGUUUGUGUGAGUGCAUGUCUGUUUAGCUCUGCCGUUAUUGCUACUUUUUAUGCUUUUAAAUAAAAAUUAACGAGAUAUUUUGUUCAAAUAGUUUGAAUAACAUACGAGGUUCUUGUUAAAUCUUGUUUAUUAUUAUUAUGCACUUUGAAUGUUAAUUAUGAAAGGAUCUUUAUUACAGACAGCAUCCAUUUACCUAAUUGAUUCCCUGUUGUUUUAUUUGUGUAGUCUUUAAUUUUAGCACCUCAAUUAAAAAGGAUUUGUUUGAUAUUUCAGUGUAAACCAAUUCUCUUUCUCCUGGAAAAUUUCAGGCACAAAUAAGGUAUAGAACAUUUUUAUUCAUCAUAAAUACACAUAUGCAUGUAUAGUACAAUUAAAUGUUUUUUCUGCAUAUCCCAGCUUGUUUGGAUGCUGGGUUAGGGGUUUGCUCAAGGGCCCAACAGUGGCUGCUUGGCAGAGAUGGGAUUUUAACAUACACCCACAACUUUUUUACUCACCCACUGAGUCAUCAUGUUUACUAAUAAACACCUAAAUUUUAUUUGAGAAA
This is a messenger RNA of Trichomycterus rosablanca, 2909 nucleotides long. Its product is annotated as tumor susceptibility gene 101 protein-like. Gene Ontology annotation, molecular function: ubiquitin binding. Gene Ontology annotation, cellular component: ESCRT I complex. Gene Ontology annotation, biological process: endosome to lysosome transport; protein transport; protein modification process. The record is from RefSeq and is a predicted model, not a curated record. The coding region runs from base 174 to 1346 and encodes 390 amino acids. NCBI's taxonomy places the organism in Eukaryota, Metazoa, Chordata, Actinopteri, Siluriformes, Trichomycteridae. The transcript is spliced from 11 exons.